AUGGCCGACAUCGUAAGCAGUCCGUUGAUUAAAACCACCCACACGAACGGCACGAACGGCACAAACGGCACAAAUCAAGCCAACGAAGACCUCCAGGAUGUCUUCUUCGACCACAUAGCAAUGUCCGCCAACACACCCGAGCUGGUUCCUGGCCUGGUCGAUCAAGUUGCUUCCCUUGGCAAAGGUGUCCGCCUUCAAGACUACACCGAUCGAACAACACUUUUGGAAGUCGCCCGGUCCCUGGUCUAUGCCCUUGAGACCCCGCGUGAAGUUAUUAUCAGACAUUGUUGGUCCCAGACUACUCUGUUUGCGUCAAUGGAGAUCGCUGUUGAUCUGGGACUUUUUGCGGUCUUGUCUAAAGAUGAGAAGCCCAAGUCUGCUGAUGAGCUGGCGAAGGCCACCGGGGCUGACCCAGUUCUUCUUGCUCGCAUCCUGAAGCACUUGUGCGCAAUGGGGGUCAUCCUCGAGACCGGUCCUAAUGAAUAUCGCCGCACCGGAACUUCCAUUUCGUUGAGCUUGCAACGAUACAGUGGGUCCUACGCAUGCACGACUAACUGCAUCACCUCCGGCAUGCUUGCUCUGCCUGCCCAGCUCAAGAAGAAUGGCUACACUAACCCGGCCAAUGGUAAAGAUUGUGCCUUCCAGCGCGGAUUCAGAACCGAUCUUCACUUCUUCGAGUUCAUGAAGGAGAACCCAGAGAUUGGUGGCCUAUUUAGCAACCACAUGUCUAUCUAUCACCAAGGGCGUCCUAGCUGGAUGGAUGUUGAUUUCUACGACGUGCCCAGCCUGUUCUCGAAUGUCGCACAGGAUGAUGUUCUCCUCGUCGAUGUCGGUGGCGGCAUAGGCCACGAUCUCUUGGAGUUCAGGCGCAAGUGGUCUGCUGCUCCUGGGCGUCUGGUGCUCCAGGACGUGUCCGAUGUGGUUGCACAAGCCAAGACUGGGCAACUGCACCCCUCGAUCGAGGCAAUGGAGCAUAACUUCUUCACUGAGCAGCCUAUCAAGGGUAUCGUUUCCCCCACCAUGACCCACACUCUCAGCUCGGACCAAAGCUAA
This is a messenger RNA of Penicillium digitatum Pd1, 1053 nucleotides long. RefSeq names its product O-methyltransferase, family 2. Gene Ontology annotation, molecular function: O-methyltransferase activity. The record is from RefSeq and is a predicted model, not a curated record. NCBI's taxonomy places the organism in Eukaryota, Fungi, Ascomycota, Eurotiomycetes, Eurotiales, Aspergillaceae.